AUGAGUACACUUAGCGAAUCAAUUAGCGGGGUCCCCGUUGAUUCGCCUGACGUCGCCUCUGCGAUAUCCAUAUAUGGGGUUCCUUCUUCAACCAGAUUUAAUUUGGAUAAUGAAGACCUUGAUGAACAGCGGUGUUUAUUCGAUGUUAGUUAUAGUACUGAUAAUCUGUCCACAGUGGCAAUGUAUGAGUUAGAUCCGGGAACAUUGGAUGACCAUGUACAUAGUAAAGUAUACAUAGACAAGGACUCACUUGUCUCUCGUUCUCCUUCCAGAAAUUCUACAACUUCAGUCGUUGCUACUAAAGAUGGUAUUGAAGGACGCCAUAUCAAGAGGAACAAGAAAAUUGAAAAGAAAAUGUCUAAUGGAAACAAUAUGAUGAUGACUCCAUAUUCAUUAAAUUUGCUGUCAACAUUUGAUAAGAAAGAUAGAUUAAAAGUGACCUCUGAUACUUCAUCAGUUACUUCCUCGUUGCGUAACAAUUUUAUUGAUAGUGGUUAUUCUCCGAGAUGUCAUAGCCCUUUAUCUCAGGUUGAUUCUACUAUGUUAUAUCCAGAUUCACCUAAUUAUCCUCCAUUAACACUCAAGGAAAAGAUGCAUUUAUUAAGUCAUGAUUAUAUUGCCUCUGCAGGUCAGAGGGAUAGACUGAAAGUUAUAGAAAAGAACAAGAAUCAUUCUACGGGUUCAUUCACAUCAGAUGAAUCAGGGUUAGACUCAAACUCUAAUAUUCAUAUGGAUUUUCAUAGCUUAGGGCCAGGACGUAAAAAUUCAGUUAAACAGGAGCCGAGUCUACGCUAUAACUUCAGAGAUGAUAUAAACAGUUGUGGAAGCACUGUAGAUGAUAAGUCAACUUAUGAUGAUAAUUUCGCUGGACUACCAAAAGCUGAAAAUUUUGAUUAA
Molecule: messenger RNA, 897 nt
Organism: Nakaseomyces glabratus
Lineage: Eukaryota; Fungi; Ascomycota; Saccharomycetes; Saccharomycetales; Saccharomycetaceae
Source: RefSeq, a predicted model, not a curated record